GUGAUUCAUCGACGCCAAAAAGGAGUUGCCGUUGUGAGAUCAACGCGGCUGCAAGAGUGAGGGAGCGCAGGGACCACCGAAACGAAUUGGCUGACAUUGCAGAACUGAAGUGAACGCACAGGCGCAUUACAAUAGCAGCAACAGCGACAAAAGCACUCCCGUUUAGAGCAACCGGGAUAACAAUGUUCGAUCCAAAGCAGAUCACCUCCACCAUGUUGGGCUAUGCCCCGCAAUUCGUGCUCGCGCGCUUCUCCUCCGUCAUCAUGGGGGUCAUUGCGGCAUAUGGAGUGCUGCUUUUCUUUUGGGGGCAGCCUCCCUUUUUCCAGCGCGUAGGUGAGCUGGGACUCGUCAUGACGGUGUGCUACUGGGCUGCGCGUGGUGUGCGUUACGCCAUGAUGCGCGUCAUCACCGUUGUGGAGGGACCCGAUGCAAAUGCUGCAGCUGUUACGGGAGGGCCAGCAACAACGCCUCCAGCAUCUGCAGGUAGUGGCGUUACGCAGAAAGGUGGCUCGGCUCCGAAAUCUUCUACUGCUGCUGCGAGUCGACCAAAUGAGAAGGAAGCAAAAGUACUCGAUUAA
Molecule: messenger RNA, 578 nt
Organism: Leptomonas pyrrhocoris
Lineage: Eukaryota; Euglenozoa; Kinetoplastea; Trypanosomatida; Trypanosomatidae
Product: unspecified product
Exons: 1
Coding region: 183-578 (131 amino acids)
Source: RefSeq, a predicted model, not a curated record